Messenger RNA from Nakaseomyces glabratus, 816 nucleotides. RefSeq lists its product as uncharacterized. NCBI's taxonomy places the organism in Eukaryota, Fungi, Ascomycota, Saccharomycetes, Saccharomycetales, Saccharomycetaceae. The record is from RefSeq and is a predicted model, not a curated record.
AUGUCAUUGCGGUACAACGAGUCACUGGUGCAUGGUGAUGAUAAGUUGCCGCAGAUCAGAGCCUCUGAUGUUACCUGUGCCCUUGGGGAUAUUGACCUUGGUAGUGAUCCGCUUGUGGAACUUAAGAAGUGGGUUGUAGGUGUGCUUUCUAAGGUUGUUGGAGCAACUGAGGUCGAGUCAAGAACUGAGGUACUACCCGUAGUGCGAACAGUUAUAUCUGCUCGCAGCAAUGGGAGUGAUGCCACUGCAGUAUUUGAAGAACGGUACAACUCUGUGAGAAGUCAGGGCAUGCGGACGUUAAGUAUCCGGAGCAAAGCGUUAUCGCUUUCACCAGCGACAAAGGAUCUUGCCGGGCUACCGGUGAUCUCAUAUGCACCUCUAGCCAAAAUUUUGUGUUCUGAGGAUACUAUCGAAUUACUCGAUGAAGUUUUCAAAGAUAGAGUACGUGAUCAGGAAUUUUUGUAUUUCACGGACACAUCUAGUCCCAAUAACUCGUUUAAUAAUCUGGGACCGCUCCAAACUAAAGAUGGUACUCAAACUACUUUACCAUACACCCACAAACGCACUGUGUCUAAAGGAAAUACUACUAUUGGAACGCUAUUCACGGCAAUGCAAGGACCUUGUUACCGCCACAACCCAAUGCGAAACAACAAGAGGUGGAGGAACAGAGAGCACAGACACAUAAACAGGAUCAAGCAAUUCUUUAACCGUCAUUUUAAUUUUGGUCAGCUGAAAGAAGUAAACCUAUCAGAAGAACAAUUACCAUGUGAACAUGAAUUUAAAAAGUCAGUACCAUUGAGAUACAGUUUUCUGUGA